UAUCGUAUUAAAAGGAGGCAGAAAACUAAGAGAUUUUCAUAGUGGGAUCGCUCGCUCAUCAGAGUAAUAGCAUUAUGGCAUCAUUUAAUCGACAAAGAUGUCGUGUUGCAAUUUUAUUUCUUCUUCUAUCUUCCGCCAUCGGAUCUCCUUCUGGGGAUCUUAAAACGUUGAGGUCUCAAUAUUUAGCUCGAAGGGUAGAAUCAGGUACCGAAGCAAAUAUAACAUCAACUACAACUCUAGCUAAUCCAGUGGAAAUAACAACAACUGAAACUGCAUAUCAGACCGAUACUUCAACUUUGGCCUACCCUACUACUACUAUCCAACCUUCGCCUGAUAAUCCAAUGCCAGAGAUGCCACAAGAAUCGCAGAAAUCUCGAAAUGGAGAACAGCAAAAACAGUUGAAUAAUAUUUAUCGUUCUGGGAACAAGACAAAUUUGCCGUACCAACAAGACGUGUCCCACACACAUAGACCGGGAAGCAAGGGAAACGCUCCAAGAGAAUCGCCGCCACACGGGCCUAAUUGGGCAACAUCCACUCCAACCCCAGUGACUGCUGAAGCAGACGCAGAACAAUCUAUCGGGUCUGAAGGGAACGAAAUCUUUCGUGCUGAAGACUUGCUUACGCCACUUCCUCGCAUCGCGUAUUUUCUUACGCGAUUGAUGAGUAUGUCCAUGCAAAAUCUUGACUCAGCUUUCCGGGGAACUGUAAGAAAUCCGUCUCCAGUUGUUCAGUAUACCCACAGCUUCCGCACCACUCUGUUGCAGAUUAGUCAAAAGCUUAACAACGCUUUCUUAGUCUCCCUUACCAAUGCAGACCAGAUUAAAAUGCACAGUCUCUUUGUGCCUAGCAAAGUAAAAGAAGUCGCCGGUUAUAUGGAGAAAUUUGAAAAUUCCAGCCGAAUAAUCGAAUUUAUAUAUUUACCGUUGAAGAACUUGAAAGAGACCAGCGACCAAACUUUAAAUCUCUCCAGUCAAAUAGCCAGCGAGUUUGGAGAAUUGGUUUAUUUAGUCGAUGAGCUUACUAAAUUUCACACUUCGUCCAAGUCAGAUAAAGAGCAACAGUUGAAGACCACCUCCGCUGAGAUACAGUCGAGAUACGUCAGGAAGAAGAAAAUCGAGGAGGAAAUUGUUUUCAUUAGACAUGAGAUCGAGAACUGGAGAAGGAAAAAACAAAGGGAUGAGGCAGAAUUUAAUAAUACUAUGGAUGCCUUAAAAGAUUUGCAUUCUGAAAAAACUAAUUGCGAUUGGGCAUAUAACUGGAGAACUGUGAGAUGGGACAUUUGGUACUGUUCCGAACCUGAUCCUUACCGAAUUCAGCAGGCCAAUCAGUCAACAGGAAUAGCUAAAUCAAAACUAGAAAACACGAUGAAAUUCCUUCAUGCCAAAGAAGAAGAAGCCCGGAAAAAAAGAGAAGAAGAAAAUCAGUUACUGAUCACAGCCGAAAGCUUGAGACACGAAAUGCAUCAACUUAAUGAAGACUUGCAACUGCUUGGGAACACUAGCGACCCGCUUAAUCGGCUGAGGAAAAAUAAUUUAAAAAAACUGGACGUCAGUUGGAACAAAUUUGUCGCCAUUUUUAGAGACAUUCAAUCUGGUGCCAAGAAGAACCUCGAAAUUGUUGAAGAAGCAAAUCGUACGUCUACCCAUUGGAGCCACCAACAUUCCGAAAAAAUCUCGCUCAACUUGAAUAAGACAAAGGAAGACUUGCUUUUGGUUAAAACCGUUAUCGAGAUCUACCUGGAGGGAUCCAGGGAAAAUAUUGGAGAAUUGUUUGCAGAAGUGGAGCAGAUGAUGACGAAAAGAGAGAACCCAGGAGAACUAGAGCGUAGUCUUCAAGACAAAUGUAAGAAGGUAAUUGAAGAAAUUAAAACAUUAGCAGAAAGGAAUAAGGGACCAAUAAAAACCCAAACCCCGAAACAAUUUCCAAAAGGUAAAGAUAGUCGCCCUGAGAAAUAUGUUUAAAUAUUGUGUCAUAUGUUUUCCAUGAUUGAUUGUUAUUAAAAUAGUUACGUGUAGCUUCAUUAAUAGAACUAUAGGCAAUACAUUGGAUCUAUAA
This is a messenger RNA of Daphnia pulicaria, 2055 nucleotides long. RefSeq lists its product as uncharacterized. The record is from RefSeq and is a predicted model, not a curated record. The transcript has 4 exons. Bases 75 to 1961 code for a protein of 628 amino acids. Lineage: Eukaryota; Metazoa; Arthropoda; Branchiopoda; Diplostraca; Daphniidae.